AUGAAUGGAUUAUGGGACAAGAUAACUGCACCCUUUGCAGAGAUACAGAAACAAAGAUCAGAGGAUAAAGCUACACAUGCGUUCUUGAAAGCGACAACUUCCAGCUUGGCACCUCCAAAUGAACUGGUGGUCGAUAUAUUCCAGCUGAGGGAUCGUGAACUCCAGUUGGAGAGUCAACUAAUCAAACAACAACAACAGACACAACAACAACAACUACAACUACAGCAACUACAGCAGCAACAACAACAACUGUAUGAUCAAUUUGUGCACAGUCCUGAGGUGGUGGACUUGACCUCCCCAAAUAUAGUGCGCCAGUCACAGUCGAUGGAUGCACCCAAGCUUGCCAAUGUGAAUGUGGUCGCUGUGCCUGCUCAGGUCUCGGACAUCACAGCUAUCCCACUGAGUUCAUCAACGGGCUUGCUGACCACUAUGCAGGUGCCAACACUGGUACCGCCUGGCUUUGGUUCAGGCGCGGGUGGUUCGCCGCGCAAUCAGUUCAAACUGUCUGCGGGAAACCCUCUGGCUCAGACAUUGAACCCCUCCAUCAGCAAUGUAUAUAUCAACAAUCCCGCAAACAGUCCACUCAAGAAUAUCACCGAGAUGUCUCCAGUCCGACCCUUCAUAUCAAAGUCAAUGGGCGGUGGUGGCGGCGAAGACUCAACAUCAAUAGAGAUGUGCGAUAUCAAUAGGAGCAACCAAACUAUAAUCAAUAUACCUUCACAUAUUGCUGCUAAUCAAAACCAGCAUGCAACACAUGGCGCGGAUGGAGUGUCACAGAAGCCAGAGGCGAGCCCACUGGUGCUGAGUGAGCCAAUGGGCAAGGAGUCAAAGGAGAAGACCGUCAAGACCAAGCGCAAGAAUCGCUUCAGUAAGGAGAAGAUGGAGAGGUUCAAGAACAGUGUAUACCAGAUACUGGUGCCUCAGACAAAGCUGCCCAUCCAUGUGGUGGACGCGGAGCAGCUCGAGACGUACGUCGUCCCAUUCCUCAUGGAGCUGGGCCGCGCAUUGCUCAUGUCGGGCGUGCCCGUACAUCGACUCGAGUACGAGCUGACACUGAUCAGCUCCACAUUUGGUCUGGACGGUAACUUCUUCUCAACACCCACUGGCAUCUUCUUCUCAUUUGGUUCGCCGCAUUCCAUUCUCUCACCAUACACUCAUCUCUUGCGAAUACAAUCGACCGAUUACAACAUGGAGCGUCUUGUCCUUCUCGAGGCACUAGCCGACGAUGUAAUCUACGGAAGGAAAUCAUGUCAAGAGGCGCUCAUUGACUUGAAGGACAUCCUCAAGAGUCCACCAUUAUAUAAUAUUCGUGUCACUGUACUUAGCUUUGUAGUAUCAUCCUUUGCCUUCUCCUUCUUCCUGCAAUGUGGAUGGGUGGAGGUUGGCGCUUGCUCACUGGUCGGCCUGUACGUGGGCCUGCUCUACGCAGCUGCCUGUCAAUGGCCUGCGAUUGGUCGUGUGCUCGAGGUGCUGAGUGCAUUUGGCGGAGCAUUCCUGGCGGGAUUGUUCAACGCGUUCAUUUACCCCGUUCCCCGUUUCCUUGCGACACUUGGCGGAAUCAUUGCGCUUGCGCCUGGCCUGUCGCUCACACUGGCCGUGGCAGAGAUCGCCACUCGAAACCUCGUGUCUGGAAAUGCUCGACUCAUGGGCGCAUUCUCUUGUCUGCUUCAGCUGUCAUUUGGCAUUGCCAUGGGCACCAGGUUCGCCGAGAAGGUCCUGCCGCUGCAGACCGAGAUUGUGCCGUCUGCAUUCCCCAGCUGGACGAUGUUCCUGGCGGUGCCACUGGCGGCCAUCUCCUUUGCCAUCCAGAUGAAGGCGUCGCCGCGUCAAAUGUGGAUCAUCAUUCUUACCAGUGUGCUGGGCAUCCUGGGCGGCAACUGGGGCAAUCGUUACUUUGGCACAGACGUCGGAUCUUUCUUUGGCGCCUGUCUGAUCUGUAUCACUGGCAACCUGUAUGCGCGAUUCACCAAUGGCACAUCAGUGGUGCCCAUCCUGUCUGGCAUUAUCCUGCUGGUGCCUGGGUCGAUGGGCGUAAAAGGCCUGCUCUCGGUGUCCAAUGGCAACGUGGACAGUGGCAUCGAGCUAAUAGGUGGCAUGUUCAUGAUUGCCACAUCUCUCACCAUUGGUCUUCUCGUGGCCAAUCUUCUGGUUAAGCCUCACAAGGCACUUUAA
Messenger RNA from Acytostelium subglobosum LB1, 2172 nucleotides. RefSeq lists its product as hypothetical. Lineage: Eukaryota; Evosea; Eumycetozoa; Acytosteliales; Acytosteliaceae. The transcript has 4 exons. The record is from RefSeq and is a predicted model, not a curated record. Bases 1 to 2172 code for a protein of 723 amino acids. Gene Ontology annotation, biological process: transmembrane transport. Gene Ontology annotation, molecular function: transmembrane transporter activity.